Molecule: messenger RNA, 2283 nt
Organism: Oncorhynchus kisutch (coho salmon)
Lineage: Eukaryota; Metazoa; Chordata; Actinopteri; Salmoniformes; Salmonidae
Exons: 20
Coding region: 246-2090 (614 amino acids)
Source: RefSeq, a predicted model, not a curated record
UCUGUUCUCAUUGACAGUAAAAGCAGAAGUUCACCAGUCCAACAUAGACUCUGAGAACAACAAGGUUAACUUCUGUUAUUAGCAAGUGUCAGAUUUAAAAAAUGCUUUUCGGCGAAAGAUUGUGUGUCAAGUUUGGACUCUCAAUUUGAGGACAUGUUUCUGCAUGGUGAAGAUCCCAUUCUCGAUUGUCCCUCCGAUUCUGAUUGGGAGCCCCCACUGCCAAGGAGCUGGUAGCUGCUUCUGAGAUGGAACAGAUGCCAGCAGAGGCAGAGAGCGCCAAACUCCCCGGCACCUCUUCUGGAAUGUUGACCCGGUCUGGAGAGAAGCAUCACCAUCUGGAGAGGCAGAGGGAGGUGACUAGGGCACUGGUCAUCAAGAGUUCUCCAGAUGAAUUUACACCUGAAAUUCAUGAUCAGGACAACAGGGGAGAGUACCGUUUCCAGUGCCCCCAUGCAGGUCUGUUCCAGUGCAGUAUAACAGGCCUGGUGUUUAGGAUGGAGGGAGAGGCAGAGGUGCUCUAUAUGACAGUCCCCUGGGACAGGAUGCUUCUAUCCCAGAGAGGCAAGAGACCUGCAGGACCCCUGUUCAAGUUUACAUGCCUUAAGGGGUCUGUCAGUCAACUACACCUUCCACACUGUGAGAUUCAUUCUGAGGGUGGAUGUGACUUCCUGUCUGUAGCCCAUGUGACUGAUGAUGACAGUAUGGAGUUUCUCCAUCACCAUGAGACAAGAGAAACUCAUGUCAUAUUAAACAUCACUCAAUUCAGCAAAUAUGGUAUCACCAAGGAUAAGGAAGCUCCUGUCUCUCCUAUCCGUGCUCUGGUGCUACUAUUUUACAAACUCCCAGAUGAUAACAAUAAUUCCACCUUAAGUGUGUUGUUGCUGCCCAGAAAUGUUGACAUUGAUGAGGUGUGUAAGACAAGGAGGACAAGGAAUGGAGACCGAGAAAUCUACAUUGAAAUAAAUCCUAACUGUAGACUAACCCGGGACCAAGAAUACACCCUCUCCACCGAUCUAACAGAUGAACAUCACAUAGAUCCACAGAAAGCAGAGUUUGUGGAUUAUGAUUCCUAUACAAACUACCUGCUGACAUUUCAGUUGCGUUUAAAAACUGUUGUUGAGGAAGUGGAUCUUCUUCUGGAAGAACAUGGCGGUCCUGAAAAUGAACGUGUAUGGAACCGCCUUGUUUCACUACCAGUUACACCUCCAGAUGGCGCUAGAGCAGCAUCCAAACUGCAUGAACCUGCUGCUCCCCUUAUGGACAUUUCAACCCACCCCCCUCAACAGGCGUCCAUUCUGCCCCCCACCUCAAUGAAGCUGGUAGCCGCUUCUGAGAGGGAACAGAAGCCAGCAGGGGCAAAGAGGGCCAAACUCCACAGCACCUCUUCUGGAAUGUUGACCCGGUCUGGAGAGAAGCGUCGCCAUAUGGAAAGGAAGGGGGCUAAGGCACUUCACAUAAGGAGAUCUUCCAUGUUAGCUGUUCUAGACCUGCUGCUGACCAGUCUGCAGGAGCUCACUGAAGAACAGCUGAAGAUAUUUCAGUCUCACCUGACUAUUGGCAGGAUGUUAGACUUUCCUCCCAUCCCAGAGAGCCAGCUGGAGAACACUGACAGACAGGACACAGUGGAUCAGAUGGUGAAGAGAUAUGGCCCUGAGGGAGCUGUGGAGAUCACAGUGGAGAUCCUGAGGGAGAUUAAUCAGCAUGAUCUCGCUAAGAAGUUACAAAGAGAUCACAGAGGAAAGAAAUUGAAAAAAGGAAAGAAAUUGAAAAAAAUUACACCACCUGUUGGCAAUGCAGCAGUUUUUAAAGGGACGAAAGCAAAUGUUUCUUAUCUGCUGCUGGGCACUCUGGCAGAGCUGGUUUCAGAAGAGCUGACGUUAUUUCAGUGGCACCUGAUUCAUGGUGUGGAGGGCUUUACUUCAAUCUCACGGGGCCAGCUGGAGAACGCUAACAGACUGGUCACAGUGGAUAGGAUGGUGCAGCAAUACCACGAGGACGGUGCUGUGAAGAUCACACUGGAGAUCCUGAGGAAGAUGGACCAGAACAAAAUGGCUGAUGAGUUAGAGAAGAAGUUCCCAAACAAUGUCUGAACUGUAAACAGUGUGUCUACAACUCUAUAUGCAUUCGCACAUCAAGUCUUCUCUUGAGAUGGGCUCGGGGAUGGAACAACUGUUGAACAUCUGUGGUUGUUUGUGGGGGAAGGGUGGAUAGUGUUUGUGGGUGUGGGUGUGGUUGUUUGUGGGGGAAGGGUGGGUAGUGUGUGUGACUGUGGGUGUGGUUGUU